Molecule: messenger RNA, 3981 nt
Organism: Protobothrops mucrosquamatus (brown spotted pit viper)
Lineage: Eukaryota; Metazoa; Chordata; Lepidosauria; Squamata; Viperidae
Gene: COG3
Product: component of oligomeric golgi complex 3
Exons: 24
Coding region: 1-2460 (819 amino acids)
Biological process (GO): intra-Golgi vesicle-mediated transport; intracellular protein transport; Golgi organization
Cellular component (GO): COG complex; membrane; cis-Golgi network
Source: RefSeq, a predicted model, not a curated record
AUGGCGGCGGCGGCGGCGGCGGCGGAGCGGCUGAGCUGGUGGGAGCGCCCCGAGCGGCCCUUGGCGCCUCUCAGCGAGCGGCAGCGGGACUCGGUGCUGGAGCUGCGCGGGGCCUCGCCGGGGCUGCCCCUGCCGCCGGAGCUACCCAUAGAAGAUUUAAAUAGUUUUGUCCAGCCAUCACUAACAGUGACGCUGACAGCCACGUUGCCAGAAUCUACAGAGAACAUUCUCUUGAAAGGAUUCUCUUCUUUUGGUAUGGAAAAUGAAAGAAUUGAAACGGCCCAGCAGUUCUUCUCGUGGUUUGAUCAACUUCGUGCACAGAUGGAUCAAGAUGAAGAGACCAAAUAUCGGCUGACCAGGGCAGUUUAUUCUGGAUUUGAAGAGCAGUGUGAUGCCAUACUGAGUGAUGUGAAUUGUGCUCUUCAGCACCUUAAGUCACUGCAGGAACAAUACCUCUUUGUCUCAACCAAAACAGGAACUCUGCAUGAAGCCUGCGAGCAGCUGUUAAAAGAGCAGUCAGAGCUCGUGGACCUGGCAGAAAACAUCCAUCAGAAACUGUCCUAUUUCAUCGAACUGGAAAAUAUUAACACAAAACUGAAUUCACCUACCCUGUCUGUCAGCAGUGAGAAUUUCAUCCCGAUGCUGAACAAACUGGAUGACUGCAUAGCCUAUGUUUCCUCCCAUCCAAAUUUUAGGGACUACGCUGUGUAUUUGGCAAAGUGUAACCAGUGUCUUUCUAAAGCGGUGCAUCUUAUGAAAACAUAUACUGUGAAUACCCUACAGAACCUCACAAAUCAGUUAAUUAAAAGGGAUCCUUUGGUUGCUCCAAAUUCAGACAACGCCUUUACUUUAUUUUAUCUGAAGUUCAGAGCUGCUGCACCCAAAGUCAGGACGCUUUUUGAACAAAUCGAGCAACGAUCUGAGAAAAUGCCAGAAUAUCGGCAACUGUUAAGUGAAAUCCACCUCUGUUACCUUCAUCAGAGGGAACUCCUGUUGGGGCCCAGCAUUACCAGCACCGUCACAGAAUUAACACAUCGAAACAACAGAGAUCACUGUGCUCUGGUACGAAGCGGCUGUGCUUUUAUGGCUCACGUGUGCCAGGACGAGCAUCAGCUCUUUGACGAGUUCUUCACAAAGCCAACACCCAAACUGGAUCAGCUCUUGGAAAAGCUGUGCUUGUCGUUAUAUGACGUCCUCAGGCCGCUGAUCAUCCACGUAAUUCAUCUGGAAACUUUGUCUGAACUUUGUGGGAUCCUUAAAAACGAAAUGCUGGAAGAUCACGUGCAAAACAACAUGAAACAGCUGGGUGCUUUCGCUGCUGGAGUGAAGCAGAUGCUGGAAGAUGUUCAAGAGCGUCUGGUGUACAGGACCCACAUCUACAUCCAGACGGACAUUCUGGGCUACAAGCCUGCCCCCGGGGACCUGGCCUAUCCUGCCAAGUUGGAGAUGAUGGAGCAAAUUGCCCAGAGCUUAAAAGAGGAGGAGAAGAAGCUGCCCGCUGAGGCUUCUUUGCCAGCUCCGAAGCAGGAAGAUCCAGGCAGCUGCAGUGAGCUGAGGAAUUCUGGGAACACGUCGGAACCUUGUAGUCCGAGAGCCCACAACACCGUCUCCCCCGCCGACCUCCACGGGAUGUGGUAUCCCACCGUGAGGAGGACCCUGGUCUGUCUCUCCAAGCUUUAUAGGUGCAUUGAUGGAACGGUCUUCCAAGGACUAUCCCAGGAGGCACUCUCGGCCUGCACACAGUCCUUGUUGGCGGCUGCAGAGGCUAUUGCUAAAAGCAAGACACAAAUCGACGGGCAGCUUUUUCUAAUAAAGCACCUUUUGAUUCUUCGUGAGCAAAUUGCUCCCUUCCACACUGAAUUCACAAUUAAGGAAAUUUCGCUGGAUCUGAAGAAAACCAGAGAUGCUGCCUUUAAAAUCCUGAACCCCAUGACCGUCCCACAGUUCUUCAGACUAAGUAGCCACAAUGCAAUUAUACAGUUCUUACUGGAGGGCACCCCAGAAAUAAGGGAACACUACAUCGACUCCAAGAAGGAUGUGGAUCGGCACCUGAAGCUGGCCUGCGAGCAGUUCAUCCAGCAGCAGACUAAGCAGCUGGUGGAGCCCUUGCAGGAAUUCCUGUCCAAGGUUUCGGCCUUGACCGCGGUGGUCUCUGCCAGGGGCCCCAAAUACAACCUCUCCCAGCAGCCUUGGGCACAACCAGUGAAGAUCAGUGACUUGGUGUCAUCAACAUACAGGAGGAUAAAAACAAAACUGCCGCCAACCUUACAGAGCAUGUCACUUUAUUUGUCCAAUAAGGACACCGAAUUCAUCUUGUUCAAGCCCGUGAGGAACAAUAUCCAGCAAGUGUUUCAAAAGCUGCAUGCGGUCUUAAAAGAAGAAUUUAGUAAUGAAGAUCUCCAGAUCAUAGCUUGUCCAUCAAUGGAACAGGUGAAUCUCCUUUUGUCAGUAACAAAAUAAUGGAUCUGGUAGCCCAACUGCACAAUUCUUCUUCAUGCCAUCCACGGUGGUCGGAGGCCACCAGCCUAGUUGUGCCUUUCGAAAAGCGUUGGCCUUUGUGCAUCCAACUUCUCUUGUUGCUGGAAGGAGGGGAAGAGUUAUUGUUGCUGUCUGCAAAUUCAGAAACGUCUCUUUCUCUGGCGGCACCUACACGGGUGAAAGCAGCCCUUGUCCUUGAGCUCCUCUGUUCUGUUUUGUAUCCAGAGAAGAUCUCUCCCAACUUUCUCAGCAGAAUUUGGAACACUCCAAUUUGGAGAAUGGAUGCCUUUUGCUCAAAAUCUGUACAUCAGGACCACUUUGAAGGACACAUCCAAGCCUUCCCACAAAAUUCUUAGUAGUAUUCUCCAAUAAUUAGCACUAUUACAUUGCUCAUACAUGUCAACAAAUCAUCAGACUUUGUAGAGUGUAAGUGGUAAUGGUGGAUUUAUGGAAGAUGCCAUAUAAUCAGUUUAUUGUAUAGGUACAGCACUUAAUGUAAUCUACUUCGAUACAUCAGUGGGGUUUUUUCCCCAAAAAAACCUUUAUACUGAUGAAUGCUGACAUUGUUCUGGUUUUAUUCCUUGCAAAUAGAUUGCUUCGCUUUAAAAUUAUGUCUACAUGUUAUGCAGAAAAUAUGGUGCGGUGAUAAUAAAUUCCCAUUUAAUAGGUUAUGACUGAACUAAAGUAUGUGGAAAGCGUGAUGUGGAAAGAUUGGGAGAAUGGAGUAUGUAAUGGAAGUGUAAAGCUGCAAGAUCUGGUGCAAAAAUAGAAGCAAGCUCUUAUUUUUUUCAUAAUUAAAUUUUACUUGAAUUAGAGCAGUGUGUUUGUUGCUGUGAAGUUACAAAAAGACAUGCCUUUUGUAUAAAUUGAUUGUGCAUUUCUGCCGGGCAUGGAGAAGUCUUGAAGUUUGCAUCUAGUGUAUAUUGUAUUAUAAAUAAAAUAAAAAUUUUAUAUUGUUCAGGGAACACAGGUAAUUUUUAAAUGAUGUGUGUGUGUAUAAUCUUUCUGUUUAAAAUAUUGGUAUUCGGAAAACAGCUAAAUUACUAAAAGUUUUGCAGAAUCCAGACUGUUCUUUAUUGCUCUGUUUAAUAUUAGCACUCAUACUGUUUUAAAAAUUUUAUGUUUCAAUUCUUUAGGGAGAUAAAUUAAUUUUAAAGAACUUUAAAAUAACUGAAAUUAAUAUUUGUAAGCAUUAGAAUAUCAAUGACAUCAGAUUUCAUUAUAAUCUAGUUAUUGGUACCCUAGUUAAGUGAAACACACAUAUUUAAAAUAAUCUGCUGUGAAUUUUGAGUAGAGAGAUUUUCAAUCAAAUAGAAUGUGAAUAAGUGUAUUGUAUCUUUAAAAAGUUGGAACUAGGUAAUUUAAAUGCUUUACUUUCUAAAACAGAAUAUCUUCUAUUACGAACAUAGAUAUUAUUUUAUUACUCAAGUGACUUUUCAAAUCACAGAAUAAAUAUAACCUGUACAGGUAAUUAGAUAAAUAAACAGUGUAUAUAAUUUUCCU